Thunnus maccoyii (southern bluefin tuna) is the source of this 3019-nucleotide messenger RNA. It is a transcript of the gene lrch4, whose product is annotated as leucine-rich repeats and calponin homology (CH) domain containing 4. NCBI's taxonomy places the organism in Eukaryota, Metazoa, Chordata, Actinopteri, Scombriformes, Scombridae. Gene Ontology annotation, molecular function: protein binding. The transcript has 17 exons. The record is from RefSeq and is a predicted model, not a curated record. The coding region runs from base 1133 to 2998 and encodes 621 amino acids.
ACUGUACUGUGGUCUGCUUUGUCAGGUUAUCAACCAGUGGAGUGAUGUCAUCCUGCAUCAUCAGAGCUGCAUGGACCCAUGUGAGGAAAUCAAAUAUUGGUCACUGAUAUCAAGUCAUUCAGUGCUUUAUAUAGUCUUAUCACAAUGUCCUGUGGUUGGACUGCUUUGAGACAUAGUCAUUGUUACUGUGGUAAGACAUCGGACCAACUCCAUUCUCCUUGUUCUGUUGUAUCAGACAUUUCAGUGUAGCUUGCUUUUUAGCUCAUAAAAACUUCAAAAAUCAGACAGAUCCCCUUCCUACCGGCUCUGACAAACCAGGUCAGCCUCUAAGAACAAGCACUGACAAACACUGUCAGCUGUGUCACCUCGUGUCACCUCUUUAAAGUUGAACCUCAACACUCUGCAGAGUCUACAGGCAACACUUCACCAACAGUCUGCAGGUGCAUGACACCUCUGAAGCACAGCUGUUGUUGAGAAACUGCAUUUGAACUUCAGUGUUUGUUUAUAUGCUGGAGAUGAAGAGAUGCCGUCCAAAACCCUCCCAUUGACACUAGAGCUGAACAAUUAUAUGACAUGAUAUUGAAAUCUCAAUAUGGCCUAAUGCAAUGUUCAAAUAGUAGGAGGCACAGUAUUUGUUUAAAGGUGUUCUGCAGUUAUUCUACAGACUGAAGAAAACAUCUUUGUUUGAUACAGAUUCCUGCAUAAAUCAUACAAUAAUCAUUUUAAUGUUUUUUUCUAUGAAAAUGAGAAUGAUGUAAAAAUGAUCAUGCCCUCUAAUAUUGCAAAUUAUAUCUCAAUUGUAAUAUCAGUCAAAAUAAUCACAAUUAGAUAUUUUUUUCCAAAUCAUUCAGCUCUAAUUGACACUCUUCUUCACUCAAAACUAUCAUUUUGCUGUUGCUAAGAGACCAGAAAAACCUCCAGGUGGCUGCCAAUACAGUCAGCAAAAGUGUCAAAAGUAAAUAUACUGUAUACACGCGCUGUAAACACACUUUGUACCACACAACUUUUAGUACCAGUUAGCUACAAAAUGACACUGUCUCCUAACUAUAAGACAAUAUAUGUGUGUGUGUAUGUAUUUACCUUUGAAAUCCAAUGUACCCUUGCACCAGGCCCAGGUGGAUGUGCCUCUUGAAUGACAUCACUGUUUGUGUGUGUGUGUCUCCACAGUCGUAAUCUUCUGUCCAGUUUACCCCCGUCAGUGUUUCAGCUUCCCCUCCUGCGAGUGCUCAUCGUCAGCAACAACAAGCUGUCUUCACUGCCCGCCUCCAUAUCCUCCCUCACACACCUCCGACAGCUGGAUGUAAGCUGUAAUGAGCUGCAGCGUUUGCCUGCAGAACUCGGCCAGUUAGAGUGUCUGAGGGACUUAAACCUGAGGAGAAACCAGCUUACCACGUUGCCUGAAGAAAUCUCCGAGCUCCCUCUAGUCCGCCUCGAUGUGUCCUGCAAUCGGAUUUCCCAUGUGCCCUUGUGCUACCGCCACCUCCGGCAUCUCCAGAGCAUCUCGCUGGACAACAACCCACUGCAAAUGCCGCCUGCGCAGAUCUGCUCCAAGGGCAAAUACCACAUCUUCAAGUACCUCAACAUGGAGGCCUGCAAGAGGAGCCAGGACGAGCUGGAGAGACACCUGAGACCCACCGGCUUCAACAGCUGUCUGUCGGACCAGGAGCUGUUCACAGGUCAGUUCGGAGGGCUGGACUCUGGUUUCAACAGUGUAGACAGCGGCAGUAAACGAUGGUCUGGGAAUGAGUCAGCAGAUGACUUCUCAGAGCGUUCUCUUCGCAUGGCUGAGGUCAGCAGAGACCAGAGGAACCUGGAGGAGGAGGAAGAGGAGGAUGGAUCUCCUCUGGAAGCUAACAAAGUGAAUGGAGAGGCUGAGCAGGUGGACUUCAUUGACAGCAGUGUGACAGAGGAAGAGGAGGAGGAUCCACACACACCUACCCUCACAGCACCUCCUCUGGAGCAGAAAGAGAGAUCUUCGCCCUCCCAAACCCAGGACCCACCAGUAUGCCGGUCCACGCUCCAUGUGGAGGUGGCUCCCCCUUCAUCAGCCUCGUCGUCUCCGCUGUCCCCCUCCAGCCCCACCCUGGAGGAGCGCAAGAGGCCGGGCACCCUGUCAAUCUGGCAGGAGAGAGAACGUCUGCAGCAGCAGAGAGAGAAGACCAGUUUUCUGAAGUCAUCGACCAAAACAGGAAGUCAUGUGGCCUCUGCACCACAGACAGGAAGUAGCUCAGGUGGUGCAUCACCAGAGAACAGUAACUCCCACUGUGGCCUGCGGCAGAGAUGUGCAAGUGCUGAUCAGAUGAGCGUUGUGCCUCCUUCAACAUUCCUGCACCGCUCCAGCAGCAGAACAGAUGUCCCGUCCUCCCCAAAGACGUCCCCUCCACCUGGUCAGGCCAACCAGAGACCCAACAGUUUCCUAUUCCGGGCCUCCUCCCGUAGCAACGUCAAGCCUGCAGUUUUCACUCUAGGUGAGUCUGGCAGAAGUGAGUCUCGCACGACGCUGCGUUCUCCUAAAGAGGAAAGACCAGACAUCAUGCAGCUACGCAAGACUCUGGAGUCUCGGCUGAAGAUCACUCUACCAGAGGAUCUGGGUGAGGCUUUAUGCAACGGCACCAUCCUCUGCCAGCUGGUCAAUCAGAUUCGACCGCGCACCGUGUCAAUUAUCCACAUUCCCUCCCCAGCAGUGCCAAAACUGAGCGUAUCAAAGUGUCGACUCAACGUGGAAAACUUCAUUGCUGCUUGUCGCAAGCUGGGAGUCCCUGAGACGGACGUGUGUGUGUGCUCUGAUGUGCUUCUGUGUAAGCUACCCGCUGUGCUGCGCUGCGUGACAGCCCUUCUGGCCGUGGAGUGGGGGGACACGGCGGAGGAAAAGUCCCCCCGCCACUCCUCACCUUCGUCUUCAUCGUCCUUCUCCUCGCUGCUGUCCACAGAUUUCCUGCUCUUCUACUGUGUGGCCAUGGCCCUGCUCUACGUCCUCUACUGCUACCUGCUCACCUAGAGGAGCAGCACGCAACACACA